Parnassius mnemosyne (clouded apollo) is the source of this 1704-nucleotide messenger RNA. Lineage: Eukaryota; Metazoa; Arthropoda; Insecta; Lepidoptera; Papilionidae. The record is from the annotation of a GenBank genome assembly.
AUGGAUAGAAAUAACUUGGCUUUUGACCCUGAUGCUAUAAUGGAUCAACUGGCUGACUCGGAUUUGGGCGAGGACUUUGACGACGAUAAUGAUUGGCAUCCACCUGAUCAGCUAACUAAUUCUAGCUCGGAUAACGAAGACGAGCAAGAAGCAAGAAAUUCAACAGUAGCAAGUCCAUCAUCGUCGAAUAAAUGGAUUCGCAGACGAUUCGUCGGUAAACCCAUGCCUACACUGAUCUCGGAGCCGACGGAAGAAGUACUUACUCCAAGUGAAUACUUUGAUAGGUACUUUACUGAAGAAAUUUACGAGUUAUUUGCUUUUAACACGAAUGUUUAUUAUCAGUCGAGUUUUAACAAACAACUUAAUCCUCCGGUUACUGCGACAGAAAUUAAAAAGUUUUUUGGUAUUAAUGGAAUCCUGGGCUGCAUUAGAUAUCCUAGAAUCAAGAUGGUGUGGAUGCAACGAUUUAGACUAUCUUGUAUUGCAGAGGCAAUGGCUCGUGAAAGAUUCUUUCUUCUCAGAGUAAACUUACACAUAGUAGAUAAGGGAUCUGUAUCACCUGAAAUACAAACUCAGAACAAACUGUGGCUUAUCCAGCCACUGAUAGAUGCUGUAAGGGGCAGAUGCUUACAGAUACCUAGAGAUCAAUCUCACUUUUCAAUAGAUGAACAAAUGGUGCCAUUCCUCGGUAAGUGUCCUGUCAGACAAUUUGUGAAAGGCAAACCGAGACCAGUGGGCCUUAAAAAUUAUGUCGUGACAUCAUCGAAAGGAUUAGUGUUAGAUUUUGAGCUCCAUCAAGGCGACACCACUCCACUUUCAGACAGAUCUUUGGGCCUUGGACCCGCUAUAGUUUUACGUUUAAUAAAUACCCUGCCCAGAGGAAGUUUCGUCUAUUUUGAUAGAUAUUUUACGACCAUUCCAUUACUUGAGAAGAUGUUAACGCUUGGAAUUGAAGGCACUGGAACAAUAAUAACCAAUAGAUUUAAAGGAUACCAGUUUCCCAAAGACUCUUCAAUGAAUCGGGGUGAUUAUCACGAGGUUGUUAACAAUAAAAAAGAUAUCUGUGUCAUUAAAUGGAAAGACUCCAAAACAGUAUUAACUUGUUCAACUGCUAUUGGAGCCCUGCCAUUGCAUAAGGUCCAGCGUUACGAUAAAGUUACAAAAUCAUACAUCGAAGUAACUUGCCCUGAUAUGAUUAAAAAUUACAACGAACAUAUGGGAGGUGUAGACGUCAGCGACCAAAUGAUGGAGGUCUACAGAUCAUGGCAUAAAACUCGCAGAUGGCCAAUCAAGUUAAUAAUGCAUUUGUUUGACUUGGCCAUGGUGAACUCGUGGUACGAGUAUCGCCAAUCAUGUGAUAGAAAUAAAGUCAAGAACUCUAAUAUCAUGGAUUUUCUGGACUUUAAAAUAUGCGUAUCUGAUUUUCUACUUGGCGGCUCAACGAAAAAACGCACCCGAGAAGAAUUCGAAGAAAUGGCAAAGAUGCCUUCAACAUCCCACUAUCAACCAGCACCUAUUCCAACUAUAGAUAAACGUCUCGAUGGGUAUAACCAUUGGCCCGUAUGUGAUUCUCUAAAAGCUCCUCGCUGUUGCCGAGUGACAGGUUGUACAAGCCGUUCAAAAGUAAGAUGCACAAAAUGCAAUGUUUAUCUUUGUAGUACUAAAGAUAAGCAUUGUUUCUACGUUUUCCACAAUGAAAAAUAA